GAGUGAUGUUCCACGUGGAGAUGUUGACGCUGGUCUUUCUGCUGCUCUGGACGUGCGUCUUCAGCCAAGAUCCCAGCUCCAAAACGGUGGCCGAUCGCUAUGCCGUCUACUGGAACAGCACCAAUCCCAGAUUCCAGCGAGGGGAUUAUCAUAUUGAUGUCUGCAUCAAUGACUAUUUGGAUGUAUUCUGUCCUCAUUAUGAGGAUUCAGUGCCAGAAGAUAAGACUGAACGAUAUAUACUUUACAUGGUGAACUUUGAUGGCUACAGCUCCUGUGAUCAUACCUCCAAAGGAUUCAAGAGGUGGGAGUGCAACCGACCUCAUUCUCCCAAUGGACCAUUGAAGUUCUCAGAAAAAUUCCAACUCUUCACUCCCUUCUCAUUAGGAUUUGAAUUCAGGCCAGGCCGGGAAUAUUUCUACAUCUCAUCUGCAAUCCCUGAUAAUGGAAGAAGAGCCUGUUUAAAGCUGAAAGUCUUUGUACGGCCUGCAAACAACUGUAUGAAAACUAUAGGUGUUCAUGAUCGUGUUUUCGAUGUUAACGACAAAGUAGAAAAUUCAUUAGAACCAGCAGAUGAUACGGUACAUGAAUCAGCUGAGCCAUCCCGUGGUGAGAAUGCUGCUCAGACCUUAAGGAUAUCCAGUCAGCCUUUUACAACUCUACUGUUCCUUCUAGCAAUGCUUUUGACGUUAUAGCACAUAUUCCAGCAAGCUGCCACCGUCAACUUCAGGAUCUCAGAACAUCAAAGAUCCACUUAACUGCUCAUCCCAACAACGGGACUUUGUAUUGGUUUGCAGAUGUUGGUUUGUUCUCCUUUCCCCAUCUUCUCCCUUUCUCUCCUCUGCAACCUGAACUUUGAGCAAAAAUUGAAGAGGAAUUAACUAGACCUCUUCCUACUCCCAAGCUUUUCCCUGGCUUUCCUUGAUCCCUUCUAAAAUGAAUGGACUCCAAAUGAAAAUGCCAAAUUUCAAUAUUGACACUAGUGAUUCUUACUUUCCUCUGCAGCCUCUCUUUAAGAUACUGCCUAGUUAAUUCAUUGGGCCAUCUGUAUAUGGAGAAGGAAAAAUAAUAGGAGAUGCAGUUAGUUGAAGAAUAAGGAAGUUAUUUGAGGAAAAAAACAAGAGAAAUUUUUUACUCUUUUCAAUAAAAUAUUUAUUUCUCCUUGUUCAGCACUGUAAGACGAUCAUGCAAUGUACUGUGUCACCAUGUCAGAACUGGAGGGAAGUUAUUAAGAAUAAAUAUAUCUCAGUGAACAGGCUCCUCAAAGUAAAGAGAUAUUAUUUGUAUGCAACUGCCUUGAAAGGUCCUUGACAGUGGAAGUUAUGCUCCAUAACAGAAGCUCUGUCAUUAGGGGAUAAAAACGUGACUACUGACAUGCAAGGUCAGGUUUAGGAAACUAUGUUGGAGUGAUAGUGCCUCUGUUAUCGCUCUAGGUGGACAGUGCACACCAGAUUACUUUUCUUUUGACUCAGAUACCAUGGUGCUACAGUGAUUUUUGUUCAAAUGCAAAAAGGCAUUUCUGUACUCUAAGAUACCUUUUCUGUGUGAAUAAAGUGACCUUUCCCAAGGCUGACUUAGUAGCCAGUAGCCUUGGAUCCAGCUCUGGGUAAUGAUACAUACUAUGUUGAUAACAGCUCAGGGUGGAGUAAACCUGGUGAGUAAUACAGAAUCCCCAGUGUCCUGGAUUUUUCUGCCUCCUUGAAAGUUUGGCAACUCUUGGAGUAAAAUGUUGCCAGAAAGGAACCAGGACAUUUAUCAUAGAGGGUGGAUGGGUGUUCUGCAUGGGAAGAAUAGAGUACAGGAAAAUUGAUUUGAACUGUAGAGUAAAAGUUGAGGCAUUGAUCUCAUCUCUUCUUUUCCAACACAGUUGAAAAUUAGUGUAAAUGUCUUCAUUGGCAGGAGAUAAUAGACAGACUCCCAAAGGCCUUUAACUAUUUUGUUGCUUUUAAAAAUCCACUAGAGUAGAAAAUACAUUAUCUAGAUAUACCUUAUGCUGAAAAUAAUUAUAUAUGCUUGUCCUAUUUAAAGAUGAUAAAAUGUGGUAAUUUGUGACAAGAAUAUGGGAUGCUGAUCGGUUGAAAUCAGAAGUGAGUCCUUAGGCAGCUAUGAUAUAGCCUCAUAAAACAUUUACCAGGAAAUGCCUUCUUUAUAGUAUUCCAUUAACUUAGGCAGACCAAAUUUAGAUUUACUAAAUAAGAGAGAUCAUGAAAACUACUUAGCAAAUUUAGUUGUCUCCCAAAAUUAGUGAGAACAAAACUUUACAAAAAUGAGGUUAGGCUUCACUGAAUUUUCACAAGAUAGGAAAAAAAGCAGUUUAAUACUAAAUCAUAAUGCAAAUGGACAGAAUUUUGAAAUUUCCUCAUUGUAUUAUGAAAAGAAAGCAUUUUUUUUAAAAAAAAAUUGCAGAAUUUCAGAAUUCAAAAAUAGCAUGAAUAAAAUGGUAAAUAUAAGGCGCUCUGGGCUUGCCUGAUACCACAAUGUCUAGGCUGUAUUUGAAAGCACAGAGAUGUCUGAUAUAGCACACAAAUAAAAAAAAG
Molecule: messenger RNA, 2534 nt
Organism: Pseudonaja textilis
Lineage: Eukaryota; Metazoa; Chordata; Lepidosauria; Squamata; Elapidae
Gene: EFNA5
Product: ephrin A5
Biological process (GO): axon guidance; regulation of cell-cell adhesion; regulation of actin cytoskeleton organization
Cellular component (GO): plasma membrane; external side of plasma membrane
Molecular function (GO): ephrin receptor binding
Source: RefSeq, a predicted model, not a curated record